This is a messenger RNA of Populus nigra (black poplar), 1319 nucleotides long. RefSeq lists its product as uncharacterized. The coding region runs from base 165 to 1181 and encodes 338 amino acids. The transcript has 3 exons. The record is from RefSeq and is a predicted model, not a curated record. Lineage: Eukaryota; Viridiplantae; Streptophyta; Magnoliopsida; Malpighiales; Salicaceae.
AUAUCCGUUAGCCACCAAUCUUCUUCUCUCACACGCCAUCAUCGUUUAUAACGUAUAAUAAAGCAGCCCAUUUUUCAAGAGAAAAUAAAACACACACACUUCCUCUCACUUAAUUCUAUUUUCCGGGAAAAAUCAAUUUCUAUUUCUGUAUCCGUUGCAAUAGAAUGAUGGAUCUGUGGGCAGUCCAUGUAAAAAAUACAACUGGAAGCCCUUUUUGUUUGAGAAAUCAUUCAAUUCCAGAGAAAUCAUUUGUUUCCUCCAAUUUUGGGAAAUUUAGGGUUUUGAAGCAUAAAAUUUCUUCUUCCGGGUAUCAUUAUUUGGGAGUUAAAGCUAUGGCUAAGAAGAAUAGUAAUGAUAACGCCAAUUCCUCUUCUCCUUCUCCUUCUGGAAAUGGAGAUGGCUCAAAAGGAAGUAACCCUCCUGAUGGGAACAAAUCCAACGACUAUGCUUCCCAAAAGUCUCACAGGGUAAACUUGGACUGGAGAGAGUUUAGAGCAAAUUUAUUUGCUCAGGAGCAGGCAGAGAAGGCAGAAUCUGAUGCUCACAGCCAAACUGGGACACCCCAAGAGUCGAAACCCCUUAGCCUGAAAUGGGCCCACCCUAUUCCUGUACCUGAGACUGGUUGUGUCCUUGUUGCUACAGAAAAACUUGAUGGAGUUCGCACUUUUGAAAGAACCGUUGUUCUCCUCCUCAGAUCUGGAACCAGACAUCCACAAGAGGGACCAUUUGGAGUUGUCGUUAACCGUCCACUGAACAAAAAGAUUAGGCACAUGAAGCCCACCAAUAUGGAAUUAGAAACCACUUUUGCUGAUUGUUCUCUUCAUUUUGGUGGACCUCUUGAUGCAAGCAUGUUUUUAUUAAAAAGUCGGGAGAAGAAGAUUAAAGAGUUCGAAGAGGUGAUCCCUGGCCUGUGUUUUGGUGCUGGAAAUAGUUUGGAUGAAGCUGGAGCACUUGUGAGAGAAGGGGUGCUGAAGCCUCAGGAUUUCAGAUUCUUUGUCGGUUAUGCUGGGUGGCAGCAAGAUCAGUUGAGGGAGGAGAUUGAAUCAGAUUAUUGGUAUGUGGCUGCAUGUAGCUCAAAUCUGAUUUGUGGGGGUUCAUCAGAAAGUUUAUGGGAGGAGAUUUUGCAGCUAAUGGGUGGUCAUUACUCGGAACUAAGCCGAAAGCCCAAGCAGGAUAUGUAGGUGAUUAUGAUCCAUCGGUGUUCCCAAAAUCAAUAAGCCAUUCCAGAAGCUAAAGCCAGAUAUGUAAUUAAGGUAAUGAAGCUAAAUGUACAUAAACUUACCAUCUUUAUUAAUUAGAAUCUCUUUUUUCUCCUCUCA